Messenger RNA from Dovyalis caffra, 720 nucleotides. The record is from the annotation of a GenBank genome assembly. Lineage: Eukaryota; Viridiplantae; Streptophyta; Magnoliopsida; Malpighiales; Salicaceae.
AUGAAUGACCAAACUUUCAAUUAUCAGACCUCACAAAGGUUCAGCAGUGCAUCCUUUGGAACUUCUCAAGUCAGCAUUGAGAGGCCUGCAAAACAGCCGAAGACUUCUCAACAUGCUUCUCCUUCUUCCUCAUCUGAUACUAUAUCUUUUCACAACUCUAAUUCACCUCCAGCUACUACUUCUCAACGGAUCUAUGGCCUGGGAAACUCAACUCUAGCUCCUAAGAAUGAUGUAGGAUCUGAUGGAUAUAUAAAUUACGAAAUGAUACAGCAUGUUAUGAGCAAGGUAGCAAAAAAGAUUUCUGCAAUAAUGAGUAGGUCUGCUUUACGUGGACAAGACCAUGUACUGGCGGAAAGAAAGCGUCGCGAAAUGCUCAGCCAGAGAUUCAUUGCUCUUUCAGCUGUUGUUCCUGGCCUAAAGAAGGUCAGUGAUGAUGAGGAUUCAUCUUCGACUGAUGUGAACUCUGACGGCUGCUGCGACCAACCACUUCCAGAAAUCGAAACAAGAGUUUCGGAUAAGGAUGUUCUUAUUAGAAUCCAUUGCGAGAAGCAGAAAGAAUGCCUGACGAAAAUACUUAGCGAAAUCGAAAAGCUUCACCUGAAUGUCAUCAACAGCUCGACCUUGUCCUUCGGAAACUACACCCUAGAUGUAACUGUUGCUGCUGAGGAUAUAGCAGCUGCAUCAACAAUUGGCCUUCUUUGGCAGCCGCUGCAGGUUUAG